AUGAAAUCAAUAAUAAAUUUUUUUAUUUUUACAACGAUAUUUUAUUUUCCUGUUCAAGCAUUAAAUUGCAAUGAUAAUCCUUGUGAUUUAGGUGGUUAUUUUAUACAAGAGAAAGGAUAUCAAUGUAUACAAAUGAAUACAGAUGUAUUAUGUACAUGUCCACAUGGUGGUUACGAAAUGAAUCAACCAUGCCGUGUUUGUAAUCGAGUAAAUCCAGCAAAUAAUCCAUGUCAUAUUUCUUCAGCUUUCAUUGCUUGUCUUGAAACAAAUGAUUAUGGUAAAACAUUUGCAUGUUUAUGUUCAACUCCAUCUGGACCUGUAGCAACAACAUCAAAUAAUUGUGAUUCAACAGUUACAACAACAACAACGAGUACUUCAAUAACACCACUGACAUGUUCGAAUGGAGGGUAUCUUGUAGAUGGUAUUUGCCAUUGUCCAAGUGGUUAUGGUGGAAUAUCUUGUGAACAAAAAUAUGAUGAGAAAUUAUGUGAAAAGAUUAUUUGUAAAAAUCGAGGAGUUUGCGCUAUUCGAAAUCCAAAUGGACCUUAUGAAUCGGUUUGUCUUUGUCGAUAUGGUAUUUCGGGUGAUUAUUGCCAAUUAAAUGGAACAUUAGGAUUUUGUAUGCCUAAUUUCUGUUUGAAUAAUUCUCCUUGUAAAGAAAAUAUUAUUGGAUUGACACGUCAUGCAUAUUGCGAUUGUCAACCUGGUUACAAUGGUCUCAAAUGUCAAAAUCGUAUAUUAGAAUGA
Messenger RNA from Adineta steineri, 747 nucleotides. The record is from the annotation of a GenBank genome assembly. NCBI's taxonomy places the organism in Eukaryota, Metazoa, Rotifera, Eurotatoria, Adinetida, Adinetidae.